GAGCUCAAGGUAUCAGACCUAGACGAGAUCACAACGGACAUGAAGUUCUUCAUUUUGGCCACUUGCCUGCUGGCUUACGCCGCUGCAGAUGUCUCACAUUUGCCAUUGGAGCUCCUGGAGGAGCAUCACGAGCAUGGCUAUGGCUAUGACUACCCCAAGCCGGAGGUGCCCUUUGUGAUUACCAGCACCACGGAGCCGCCACCACCGCCGCCGCCGCCAACUUACCUGCCGCCCAAGCCGGUGCCCACUUACCUGCCUCCCCCACCACCCACAACUACUACCACUACGACCACGACCACGACUACCACUACACCUGCUCCUACUCCCGCUCCCACUUACCUGCCUCCUCCUCCUCCCACAACCACCACCACUACUCCCGCUCCAACUCCCGCUCCCACUUACCUUCCUCCCCCACCACCUCCACCAAGAACCACUACUACUACCACCACAACCACACCCGCUCCCACGCCAGUGCCCACCUACCUGCCGCCUCCUCCUCCCCCACAGCCUGAGCCUGAGCCAGAGCCCGAUCAUGGCUACCACUAUGAAGCCCCAGCCGAGGCAUUCAUCUUCUAAUCAAAACUAAGAGAAAAACCUAUAAAAAAAAAGACAAAAAAAGAGGCACCUCCCCACUGGACUGAACCCGCUGAAAAUUUCCCCGGAUGACUUUGUUUUGAUCGUUCCACACUAGUCUAAGGUUUACAUAAGUUAAAGCUAAACGUAUCUCGAAUAAAUG
Messenger RNA from Drosophila kikkawai, 736 nucleotides. RefSeq lists its product as uncharacterized. Lineage: Eukaryota; Metazoa; Arthropoda; Insecta; Diptera; Drosophilidae. The record is from RefSeq and is a predicted model, not a curated record.